Molecule: messenger RNA, 807 nt
Organism: Oikopleura dioica
Lineage: Eukaryota; Metazoa; Chordata; Appendicularia; Copelata; Oikopleuridae
Source: the annotation of a GenBank genome assembly
AUGGCGGAUCAAGGUGGCGAGCACGAGUCAAAUGCUCGUAACUGCUCAUCACAUCUCCUGAUUAGCGAGAAUCGGAUCAGAGCUGAAACGAGUAGUAAUGAAAGAUGCGGACUUGAUGAAUAUGAGUCUCUAGCCACUACUACUACUACUACUACUACCACAACAACCACGACCACCUCCACAACUACCGAGUCAACGACCACUUCAACGACUGAGGGAACCACUACUACUGUUGAUCCUUGUCCAUGCACGACCGAUGUCAUCGCUGCAAUCAAGGCAAACGAGCCUCCUUUGUCCAAAUACAACAUGUACAAGACCAUCUACCAAGGUGAUACGAUGGACUACUUCCAGUUUGCCAGCGCCGCUGUUGCCCAAAAGAACACCUACCAGCAGUACUACGUCAUGUCUCAGCGCGCUUGCAGCGUCGAUGGUCUCCUCGGUUUCAGAGACGAGAACUUCAAGGCCUACUUCUUGGAUCUUCACAAUGCUGCCGAACAUGACUUGACGACUCCAAUGACCAACUACCACACAUUCGACAACGUCUACUACAGAAACAGAGACGAUGAACCAGGCCGACACAAUUCCGUCACCUUCGGCUUCUACGCUGCGAAGACAAAGCCAGACGUUACUGGAAACACCAAGCAAGACAAGAUCAUGGUUGCUCUUCAGAACACGAUGGACUACCAACUGCUCUUCGACUGCUUGGGAACCGCGAAGCCUGUGACAAUCGACACUGAGGCGCCAGGCGUCAUCCCGACUUGCGACUACACCAAGUGCGUCGGCGAAGAAGUCAAGGUCGGAUACUAA